UCGGUGUUUAAGGAAAUCAGUGCAGGGGCGAGGUCAGGGGUCAGGGGUCAGCGCGGCGCCGUUGCUGUGGAGACGGAGCAGGUGUUGGGCGCGAUGGCGGCGGGGAAUUGGCUGGGCCGCCUGAGAGCGGCGGAGAAAACAGCGAUGGUUCAGGAAGGUCGGAGGAAAGUACAUUACGUGUUUCCUGAUGGCGCUGAAAUGGUGGAAGAGUAUGAAAUUAGCAGUGAUGAGCUCAAAGUUAGAAAGUGGAAGCAGAAGACUACGCUGGGAUCCCCUGGACAGUGGCAAUUCGAGGUGGGGGAAGCGUACUCUAGAGUUGUCGGGAGCCUCGAGCAGCCGCUGAUACAGGAGAGUAGCAGCAAUCCAAUAUUUACAAGAAAGGACACAAAGACCUGCUUCCAGUGGCGGAUUCGAAAUCUACCGUACCCCAAAAAUGUGUACAGCGUUACCGUUGACCCAGAUGAGCAACGUUGUAUUGUGAGGACAUCUAACAAAAAGUAUUUCAAGAAGUUCAACAUUCCUGAUCUGGACCGCUGCUGCCUCCCUCUGGACGGUUCUGCACUCAGCUUCACGCAUGCCAACAACACCCUCAUCAUCACAUAUCAGAAGCCAACUGCAAUCCUGAAGCUGGAGCAGGAAGUGGUGCAAGAACUGAAGAAGAUGAAAGUGGCUGAGGAUGGAGAUGUGGAGUGUAAAACACAAUGACCACAGCACUCACUGGCAUUCUACCUCAUGCACAUCUCUUGUAGUUGGGCCUACUGUUCCAAAUCCAUUUUUCAGCACUGUGUUAAAACAUUCAAUUAAGUUUCUAAUGCAAAGCACCUUUGCACUGGAUUGUAGAACAUAGAACAGUAUAGGCCUUCAGACAACAUUUUACCCUACUCCACAGUCAAUCUUGCCCUUCCCUCCUGUUUUACUUUCAGCCAUGUGCCUAACUGAGUCUCGUACAUAUCCCUAAUGUAUGCGUUUUCAUUCCUGGCAGGGUGUUCCACGAUCCCGCCUAUUAACCUACCUCUGACAUCUGCCGCCACCCCCCCCCCAUACUCAAAUCACCAUAAACGCGUACCCGCUCUCAUCAGCCAUUUCUGAUCUGUGAUUAGUUGCGUCGAUGUUGGAUAUGGCCACAGCAUUCAGCUCCCAGGCCCUCAACCCACUCCACAAUUUCAGUCAGUUGCUUGUUGGGUUACUCUGCCCAGCUCUAUAACUGUUGUACAAAUAAGUAAUUAACUUUAUCAUACACAUUCAUGUGUGUUAGGAAUUUGCUGCAGUGUGUUGUGCAACAAAAACAACAUUCACGUUAUAUUGAAUAAAAAUAAUUUAAAAUAUAAAGAUUAAAGUACAGUAAUGGAAUAAAAUCUUCAUAAAUACCAGCUUGUAUUUCACAAUGUAAACAGCAUUAUAAAAAAUGGUUUAGUGUUUAUAGUGCAGUGAUGUGGUAAUAGAUAGAAUCAUUGAUAAAUUUAUUAAUAGAUUUACAUUACAACAGCUCCCUGUGAAGCACAGUGUUAUGUUAUUUCGAAAUGCAAGGCUUUAUU
Molecule: messenger RNA, 1535 nt
Organism: Hypanus sabinus (Atlantic stingray)
Lineage: Eukaryota; Metazoa; Chordata; Chondrichthyes; Myliobatiformes; Dasyatidae
Gene: dpcd
Product: deleted in primary ciliary dyskinesia homolog (mouse)
Exons: 6
Coding region: 94-705 (203 amino acids)
Source: RefSeq, a predicted model, not a curated record